AUGAUAAAUAAUUUAUUUUCUAUUUUUGAUCCAACAACAAAUAUCUUUAAUUUAUCAUUAAAUUGACUUAGAACUUUAAUUGGAUUAUUUUUUAUUCCUUAUUCUUUCUGAAUUAUUCCUAAUCGACAAUUUAUUUUUUGAAAUUUUAUUUUAAAUAAACUUCACAAUGAAUUUAAUUUAUUAUUAGGUAAUAAUAAAUUAAAUAAAGGAUCUACUUUUAUUUUUAUUUCAUUAUUCUCUUUUAUUUUAUUUAAUAAUUUUUUAGGCCUAUUUCCUUAUAUUUUUACAAGAACUAGUCAUCUUACUAUUUCAUUAUCUAUUUCUCUUUCACUAUGAUUAAGAUUCAUAUUAUAUGGUUGAAUUAAUAAUUAUCAACACAUAUUUAUUCAUAUAAUUCCUCAAGGUACCCCUUAUAUUUUAAUACCUUUUAUAGUUUUAAUUGAAACAAUUAGAAAUAUUAUUCGUCCAGGAACUUUAGCUGUUCGACUAACUGCAAAUAUAAUUGCUGGACAUUUACUAUUAACAUUAUUAAGAAGAACUGGCAAUAAUAUAACUUUUUAUUUUUUAUUUAUUUUAAUUCUUUUACAAAUUUUAUUAUUAAUUUUAGAAUCAGCAGUUGCAGUUAUUCAAGCUUAUGUAAUUUCUAUUUUAAGAACAUUGUAUUCUAGAGAAGUUAAUUAAUUAUUAAUGUCAAUAAAUAAUAAUCAUCCAUUUCACUUAGUAGAUUAUAGACCAUGACCUUUAACAGGAGCUAUUGGUGUAAUAACAUUAGUUACAGGUAUAAUUAAAUGAUUCCAUGAAUUUAAUAUAAAUUUAAUAAUUUUAGGUUACAUAAUUAUUUUAUUAACAAUAUAUCAAUGAUGACGAGAUAUUUGUCGAGAAGGAACAUAUCAAGGAAAUCAUACUAUUUUAGUUUCUAAAGGAUUACGUUGAGGAAUAAUCUUAUUUAUUAUUUCAGAAAUUUUUUUUUUUAUUUCAUUUUUUUGAGCUUUUUUUCAUAGAAGAUUAUCGCCUAAUAUUGAAAUUGGAGCAAUAUGACCCCCUUCUAGAAUUAUUCCUUUUAAUCCUUUCCAAAUCCCUUUAUUAAAUACUAUUAUUUUAAUUACUUCAGGAGUUUCAGUAACUUGAGCUCAUCAUGCUAUCAUAGAAAAUAAUUUUUCUCAAACUACUCAAGGUCUUUUCAUUACUAUUAUAUUAGGAAUUUAUUUCACAAUUCUUCAAGCUUAUGAAUAUAUUGAAGCCCCAUUUACUAUUGCUGAUUCAAUUUAUGGUUCAACUUUUUUUAUAGCAACUGGAUUCCAUGGAUUACAUGUAAUUAUUGGUACAAUUUUUUUAACUAUUUGUUUUAUCCGUCAUUUAUCAACUCAUUUUUCCAAUAAACAUCAUUUUGGAUUUGAAGCAGCAGCCUGAUAUUGACAUUUUGUUGACGUAGUUUGAUUAUUCCUUUAUAUCUCUAUUUAUUGAUGAGGUAAUUAAUUUA
Messenger RNA from Papilio polytes (common Mormon), 1480 nucleotides. Its product is annotated as ATP synthase subunit a-like. The transcript has a single exon. Gene Ontology annotation, molecular function: proton transmembrane transporter activity. The record is from RefSeq and is a predicted model, not a curated record. Lineage: Eukaryota; Metazoa; Arthropoda; Insecta; Lepidoptera; Papilionidae. Gene Ontology annotation, biological process: proton motive force-driven ATP synthesis.